This is a messenger RNA of Pseudophryne corroboree (corroboree frog), 999 nucleotides long. RefSeq names its product paraneoplastic antigen Ma2-like. Lineage: Eukaryota; Metazoa; Chordata; Amphibia; Anura; Myobatrachidae. Bases 1 to 999 code for a protein of 332 amino acids. The record is from RefSeq and is a predicted model, not a curated record. The transcript has a single exon.
AUGGAAAUCAUAAGUGAGAAAGAUAUAUACACCUGGUGUACAGACCACGGUGUGAAUGUGAGACGUAGUGUAGGUUUGGUGGGAAAUUUUACCAACAUAACUGAUGAAGAAGUGAUUAAAGAAGUAAAUAAAUUGUGUGGGAUAAAAUCGCCUGUUAUAAUAGAUAAAUGGAAAGGAACUUUAGGUGAAACUUGUGCGGUUUUAAUAAAUAAUCAAAAUAAUUUAGAUGCCUCUUUGAUCCCCAUUAAUAUUUUAGUGGAAAGUGUGCCGGGGAGACGGUGGCUUGUCAUAUGGCCUAGUCAAGUAGUGGUGGGAGAAGAGGAAGCCACAGAAGUUCCUGGGUAUGGAGUGGAGGAAAAUCAGAGGAGCCAUCAGAGUAUGGGUGACUUCUCACAAGCCAACCAAACUAAUACUGACCCUAUAGAGCCUCAAGUAGAGGCCGUAAUGGAUAAGGUAGUAAGUCACUUUGAAAGGUGGCAUUACGAAGGUGGGUAUAGGAGAUUAAGGGUUUUUUCAGGGAUACUUCCUGUGCCCACUGGGGAAGAAAGUUAUGAGGUUUGGAGAGAAGCAGCGGUACAGCAUUCGGAGGAGUGGAGAUGCCCGGAGCAUAUAAAAAAACAGAGGAUUGUUGAAAGUCUCCGAGGUCCAGCGAUGGGGAUCAUACAUGCUACACGUAGGAGCAAUCCUAACGCCACCUUGAAAGACUAUUUCACUGCAUUAGAUUAUUCUUUUGGAACCAUAGAGGAAGUAGGAGAUAUUCUAUCUCGACUUCAUCGUACUUUCCAAGAACCUACUGAGACACUUACAGACUACAUUUACCGCAUAGAUAAGAUUCUGUAUAAACUUUUAGACAAAGGAGGGAUUGAACAGAGAGAAAUUGAUGAACGUCGUAUGAAGCAUGUUUUAAUAGGAGCUUUAACUAGUAAUCCAGUAGCUCAAAGACUGAGGUGCAGUAUGCCUCGAACCCCUUCUCCAACACUGAGUGAUUUAAUAAAAUAA